Molecule: messenger RNA, 1034 nt
Organism: Hyla sarda
Lineage: Eukaryota; Metazoa; Chordata; Amphibia; Anura; Hylidae
Product: troponin C, slow skeletal and cardiac muscles-like
Exons: 9
Coding region: 248-718 (156 amino acids)
Cellular component (GO): myosin II complex
Molecular function (GO): calcium ion binding
Source: RefSeq, a predicted model, not a curated record
CGCAGACGUGGGAGCGGAGGCCGGGCACAAUGCUGGUGAAGACAUUCCUUAACCUGGAGCCGCCCGGGGAAAGGAGAAAGUGAAGACAAGAGACUGGGGGACGUCACUCGUCAUCAGAGAGAGCCAGCGUUGCUGUCGCGCACCACCACUUCCGCCGCUGCUGGCAUAAAUAGGGUUUUGUGAUAUUCUUUCCAGACAUUGUAAAGUUAAGAGAAGAAUAAAGUCCAGACACCGCGGACAACGCCAAAUGUUUCCAGUUGAACAACUUACAGAAGAACAAAAAAAUGAAUUCAAAGCAGCUUUUGAUAUUUUCGUACAAGACGCAGAGGAUGGGUGCAUCAGUACAAAGGAACUGGGUAAAGUGAUGAGAAUGCUGGGGCAGAACCCCACCCCUGAGGAGCUGCAGGAGAUGAUAGAUGAGGUGGAUGAGGAUGGCAGCGGCACCGUAGAUUUCGAUGAGUUUUUGGUCAUGAUGGUCCGGUGCAUGAAAGACGACAGUAAAGGAAGAUCAGAAGAGGAAUUAUCAGAUAUUUUCCGCAUGUUUGACAAAAAUGCUGACGGAUACAUUGAUCUUGAAGAGCUGAAAACCAUGUUGCAGGCGACUGGCGAGACCAUAACAGAGGACGACAUAGAGGAACUAAUGAGAGACGGGGAUAAAAAUAAUGAUGGCAGAAUUGACUACGAUGAAUUUUUAGAAUUCAUGAAAGGCGUUGAAUAAAGGAGUCGAAUAAAUCACAACCAUGAGCCCAAGAAAUCUCCCAACAAUGACAGAUUUAUUAUUACGACUGCUUAUUCUGUUUUAUCUGAACCAGAUAUUAUUAAAUGUUUUAUGUAAUAUAUACAACUUCAAUAAAUGACUAAAUGACUAAUAAAAUAUGCUUUUGUCUAUGAAAUAAGCUGACAUGUGAGUUAUAAUGCAUAUACAUCAUUUACCAAUUAUAGUGAGAUGUCUCCAACUGUCUCUUUAAGAAGACCACCCCUUAUCCAGACCAGAUUUCAUGUGAAAGAUUUUCAGUAUUACUAUCUAUUUUGUG